Molecule: messenger RNA, 1882 nt
Organism: Photinus pyralis (common eastern firefly)
Lineage: Eukaryota; Metazoa; Arthropoda; Insecta; Coleoptera; Lampyridae
Exons: 3
Coding region: 280-822 (180 amino acids)
Source: RefSeq, a predicted model, not a curated record
UUCCUUUAUUAUUAUAAAAGUUUGAAAUGCAGUUUAAGAAAUGGGAACGUUAAAUUGUGGGAUUUUUUUAAGAAAUGUAAACGUUUUCCUUUUAUUAUGGAGAUACCACUAAUCUCUAUUUAAUUUUUAUUGAGAUCAGUGGAAGACACGCAGUCUGUAAUACAAGGGUGUGUGUGUGUGUGUGUUUCCUUUUUAAUUUUCAUUAAAAGUGUGGUAAGUAUUUUUUGAAUUACCUUGACGAUUGAUAGUAACUUAUUAUAUUUAUCAACAUUUGUAGUGAUGGAAUUUUAUUUGGGAGACAGUAUAUUAAGAAGGAUGUUGGCAACGGUGUGCAAACGGAAAGUUCGGUGGAUGCACGGCAAGCGUUUGGUGGAUUUAUGUAUCGGGGGCCAAACUAUAACGCAAUUAAGACGAAGAAUCGAGAGGUCGCGUAAUGCAGCUUCUAAAUGGUUUGUGCCACGGAAUGUUCCUCUGGUUAUUUUGAUUGGUACGAACGAUAUUUCAAGAGGCGUAAAGGCUUCCGUUGCCAUUAGAAAUUUGAAGGGGUUAUUACGUACCUUAAGGAAAUGGACGUUACAAUAUCGAGCCCUGCUGUGCACCGUUCCUCCCAUGAUCCGUACUGGGCAAAGCGUACAAAUCGAAUUGUCCCAAUACAAUGCGGCGAUUAGAGAUAUAUGCUCUAAUCGCCGUGAUGUUUUUAAACUUAUCGAUUUGUACGCCUUGUUUCAGUGCGAGAAUGUGGAACGUAUAUUCGAACGUGAUGGUAUACAUCCGAACGCAGCAGGGUUGAAAAAAAUAUACCGUGCCAUUCGAAGUACGUAAUAAUCGUUUCAGAUUUAUGAUGGCAAUUGAAGACGAUUCGCCUUUUGAAAUACGUUAUACAGGGUUAUUACAAAUAAUGUUGAUAAUUGCAAGCGUGCAUUAAUCUAGUUUUAUUUAUCAUACAAAGAAAUAAGAUAGAUACAUUCUUAGGAAAAAUAUUUAGUAUAUUAUAAACAUACCAAUCCAUUUUUAUUUUCAAUCGAAAUCGAUAACAUCAUCUAUCUGUAAUAAUCCUGUAUUAUCAAAUCAUUUAGUUUCUGCUUAUUCGUUCUUCCGAUUCUUCUUUUUAAUUGAGUCGAAUUGCUGUGCAUUCGCCUGUCAAAGUAUUGCAUGGCAUGCCGUUGUUAACAUCAGGUAAAAAAAGAAGGUACCUACUUUUUUCAUUUGUAGUAAUUUUCAUUUUUUUUUGUAGAUUCAUCACCUAACUAAUUUCAACCGUCUCGCUUCAAAUACUUAAGUUAGCGCUUUUACCCGGUGAGAGAUUACGCAAAUGACAUUCUGUUGAAAAAAUUUCAAUUUGCAUCCUUAAGUACAAGCAGGAAGUGUAUAAGUGUUGCUUUUCUAUGUAAUUUUUAUUGCAAAAUAAUAUUGACUUUACAUGUUUGUACAAUUGUAUAACAUUUUUUGUUCCACGUCUGUCAUCUAGGCAUGUAGUUAACUUUUCAUUUACCUAUCUCAAUGUCGAACAAACUCUUAAAAAAAUUCUUCAUUUUAUAACAUGUGAUUUUUAUUAAUAUCUGUAUUACUAACUUAAAGCUAUUGUUAAAUGUAAUUAAUUUAUCAUUAUUUUCAUAUGUUGUUGAUGCUGUUGUAAAUAUAAUUUUCCGCAUCAUUUAUGUAGCCUCACGGCAAAAUAAUUUUUAUUUUUGGGUAUUAUUCAAUUUCAUUCGAAUCUAAUAUUGCUUUGUGUAGCUUAGAGGCAAAUCGAUUUUAUUUUUCGAUCAUUAUGUUAACGGCAACGUUUAUUUAUAUUGCAUUCACUUGAGCUGUAGCUAUAUAAUUUUGUUCUUUUUGAAAGCUUCUAUCUGUUGGGACAAUAAACAUUAUUAUUAUUAUUCAA